AUGCACCCAACUCUUAAUUAUCGACACUCACGGCGGUCUGCUUGUGAUAAAUGCCGCGGGCAGAAGCUACGUUGUGAGCGUGGCCAUAUGAAUGGCAUGUCUUGUGAACGUUGCCUCAAGGCUCAACAGCCCUGCAUCACCAGUAUGAACCACACGACACCUGUUUUCCUUCCUUCAAAUCAUGAUCAGAGCAUUUUUCAGAGAGAUCGGGAUGCUCAUAUGUUUGGCCAUGGCCAUGAUCUGAUGUCGAUGCUUCCAAAGUCAUCCAGCGCCAAAGGAGGACGCUGUGUUAUGUCAUCAUCCACAAACCCAGGGAUACCAACUACCCUUCAGUCAAAUUGCUGGGAUGAUCAGAUGUUAUUGCCGUAUCUCUCUGGAGACAACCUUUUUUCGUUGCCUGAGGACCUAUCUUUAGGCAUGCUAGAUCCUCGGGUGUUUCCCAAUCCUUUUGAAUCGCGGAGUCGACAGCCGCACUGGUCUAAUGAGAAUUAUAAUCUGUCUCCUUCUGAAAGCGCUCUACCAGAGCUUACGCACCAGCACAGUGAUGAAUCUCUUUAUUCGCCGGUUCUUGGUACUGAUAUCUCAACGGAUGUCGGCAACGAAGGUGUAACUACCGGUCAAAUAUCUUUACCAGACCGACAGCCCAUCUAUCCCGGAACAGCACCAAUGUUUGAAGCAGAGAACUUUCCUGAAUCUUUUUGGGGCAACAUUGAGACUCUUCCAAACCCGGCCGAGUUUCUUCCAAGGGUACACCGUCAAGAAAAACCCAACACGAUCAAGAAUGUGCGGACAAAUCUUUUGAAGCUUAAGAUAGAGCUUCAUGAGGACCUAGAGAUGCUUGAAAUGGACUCGGCGGUGCUUGCAUCUGAACCUCUCCUGAACGAUCUCUUCAAUCCAUCCAUUGCCCAUUUGAAUCUUCCAAUCUGUCGCAUACACAACCAUUCAUCCCGGUUGUUGGAAGUAAUCAAAUCUCUGCACAUGGUACCCGAAAUCUCUACAUUCACUCCUGCCAAGUCACCGACUCAAAGCCCUUCGGGUGGACUUGAAUAUUCAAAUUUAGUAUUUCAAGACGUCAGCGACAACAGAUUGGACGAACAUGCGACCACUAUAGUAUCGCAUGAUUCCGGUUAUCAACCAGCAAUGACGACUUCUCCUGGUCGGCCUAUGACCACCAUAAGCCCAAAAUGUGAUAUCACAUUGUGGUUAGGUGUCUUAGAGGCACAUGGCUAUCUGACUCGCAUCUACCGUGCUAUUUUUACGCGUUUAUAUCAAUUCUUUCUCGAAAUACCUCCUGUGGACGCAGCAAUGUAUUUGCUAUUACCCAAGCUCCAGCUUGGACAAUUUCACAUGGAUGGCAAUCUCGCUGUUCAAGUUCAAGUUCUGGUCGACCUCAGCUCUAGCGCGAUGGGUCAGAUCGACGAGCUGCUUGGGUUGCUAUCAGGAUAUAACCAGAAUCCAGGGCUGAAAGAAUCUAGUUCCACUGGAGCUAGUGCGGAAGGCAGCUGGCCACGUACUAUCCGCGAUCUCGUUUUAGCGCAGGAGCAAGAUUCGUGUGAAAUGUCCUUGAUGGAUUUGAUGAAAUGUUUACGACAGCUUGUUCGAGAUCCUAUAUUCCUUUGA
Molecule: messenger RNA, 1620 nt
Organism: Penicillium antarcticum
Lineage: Eukaryota; Fungi; Ascomycota; Eurotiomycetes; Eurotiales; Aspergillaceae
Product: Zn(II)2Cys6 transcription factor domain-containing protein
Exons: 2
Coding region: 1-1620 (539 amino acids)
Biological process (GO): regulation of DNA-templated transcription
Molecular function (GO): zinc ion binding; DNA-binding transcription factor activity, RNA polymerase II-specific
Source: RefSeq, a predicted model, not a curated record